UUAAAAACCAGGCAGGCGCAGCGUCCCAGGCAGGGCGAGGCAGUUGCUCUCCCGGUUUGGCAAGUUUCCCGGAGGAUGACCGAAGAGGAGCCUCUGCCGGCGCUUACUCCAAUGCGCUUCAGCAACUAGGAGUGGGAACCGCCGAGGACGGGAGGAGCAGCCGUUCGGCUCAUCAGCGCAACCAGCAGCGUUUCCGAAGCCGGAGCUGAAGGCGAGGAAUGGCAACCCAACGCAACAACGCAGACUGGAUGGGCUCUCUGCCGCCCGUCCUCUGCGCCCUGCCGCUUUCCAGGCUGGCCAUACCAGGUUCUCAUGACUCCUUCAGCUACUGGGUGGAUGACAGCUCUCCUGUGGGACCAGAUCAAGCCAUAGCAAUUCGGCGGUUAGCUAAAAUUCCUUUGGUAAAAAAGCUAAUGAAGAAAUGGUCAGUAACCCAAAAUCUGACAUUCAAGGAACAGCUUGACAGUGGAAUACGCUAUUUUGAUCUCCGUGUAUCAUCCAAACCAGGUGAAGCAGGACAGGAAAUCUACUUUAUACAUGGCUUGUUUGGAGCCACAGUAUGUGAUGGACUUGUGGAGAUAAACAACUUCUUAACCCAUCAUCCUAAAGAAGUAAUUUUCCUGGAUUUCAAUCAUUUCUAUGCUAUGGAUAGCAAUCAUCAUACGUACCUUAUCAGCAAGAUUGAAGAAAUAUUUGGAUCAAAACUCUGCACAAAAGAAUGUGUAGAAAAUGUGACACUGCAAAAUCUUUGGGAAAAGCAACAGCAGGUUCUUGUUUUCUACCAUCAUCCUAUAUGUGAAAUAUACCCUGUUCUGUGGACAGGAAAUAAAAUGCCAGCUCCCUGGGCAAACACAACUAAUGUGCAUAAACUACUGCAGUUCUUAGAGACCACCCUGAAUGAGCGAGCAAAACAUGGAACUUUCCAUGUUUCCCAAGCUAUUCUCACACCAAGAGUGAACACUGUUGCACGACACCUCAGCCAGGGCCUGAAAAACGCUCUUGUUCACAGAAAUCUUCCUUUCAUUUUGAACUGGGUGAAGUUGCAGAAACCAGGAAUCAUGGGAGUUAACAUCAUUACUUCAGAUUUCGUGGAACAGGUAGACUUUGCAGCUACCAUCAUUGGAUUAAAUAAUCUCCUGUUAGAAGUAUGAAGACAAAAUGCUUACGUUGACCUCAAUACAUAGAUCUAAACUUGCAGGAUAGUACGUCCUUCUCUGCUGCGCAUAGGAACAUUCGGCCUGCCUCUGUGGAAAUACAGGAUGUGAUGCUGGCUGACCAACUGGAGCUCAGCUGUACAACACAUGGAAAUUAUUAGCAGAGGCCUCGUCAUGGACUUGAGUAUGUACAUCCUGCAUCUCAUGAAACCCGGAACUGUGGCUCAAAGGAUAAUAAUAAAUUAUAAGCUCGAAUUCAUCAGGUUAGCCAACAGUUUACCUCUCUAGAUACCUCAGGCAGAAAUAUGUGCUGCACUUGUUUCAUUACUACUGUAUUGUGUGUAUUCUGUUACCUCGGUCAUUCUUUAGGGAAAUAUCAUUUCUAUUGUUUGCUGUGAUCUUUGAUAAACACAGUAAUAUGUGUGAAUUUUUAGAGUUAAUUAUGUGUUUAGACCUCCAUUUUUUACUUGAACUUGCAUUUUAAUUCAUUAUUUUGGAGAACCCGAACUGGGUACAAAGAAGAAUUAUUUUAAAUGCAACACUAUUUAUUUUGUGGAUUUUUUUUUUAAGUCCUAGAUUUAGAAUCACUUCUGAGAAGUAAGAGGCUAAUACCACCUAACCCUCAUCCCAUUCUGGCAUAAUUCACUUCUAACAUGUUGGAAUUUGCACAGAAGAAUGUAAAUAGGAAAUGGCACUCCAGGGUACAAAGUAUCUGCCAUUUUGUAGAAUUUAUUAAUGCAAUAAUUUUCAAAUUGUAAAACAAUAUUUAUGUGUUUAUUUUUUUGUAAAAAGCAAAAUAUACCUUCCUAUUUAAUCCAUUCUGGGCAAUUGAUGGUAAUAAAAGUUGCUGGCAUGCCAUGCAAAGUUAUUAUUGCUGCAGUUUCAUAUGCAUUUUUCCCCUGAGAAUAAAUCCUACUAAACUAAGUAGAACAUGUCAAAAUAGAUAUUCUAGAGACUAUAGCCUACACUGAAAGUUUACUACUACACCGUUGUUUAAUUUAGUCUCCUUCAGUUAAGCCUCCUUUAGAGAAGGCAAUCUGUAAAUAGGAACCCACCAAAUCUGUAUCUUGAUCAUGGUAAGCAAAAGCAACUUAAUCUAUUGUGUAGUACCAAUCAAAAUGCAAGAAAGGCAGGCAGUUCUGAGUGCCAAGACUGGGCCAGAAGAAGAAUCAAUGGCAACUUUCCAAUAUUUGCCAGGAGUGCUAUUUCCACUUUUGUGCUAUUUUAAUUGAAAGAUUGUUGGAGGAGAAUUUAUAGCUAUUUUCCUAAGUACCUGUUUGGAAAUUUCUCAUAAUACAUUCAUAGUAGUUUGUGUUGUUAACUUGCACUGAAUGUUUUAAUGAGACUUUAGUAAAGAAAAGAUUCGAUACAAGUUUGCUUCAAGUUUCCAACAAACAAAUGUUCUUCAGAAACCACAGUUGCAUAUCGGAUGUUCUGAGUAUUCUGUCUAUUUCAGGGGCCAUUUCAGCCACUGCAAUGAUGAACAGAAAAUGAAGGCACUAUUAUAUGUCAUCCUACAAGACCGACUUACUUAGUUCUAUAAACUUCUUUUAUUCAUUUAUUUAUUCAUUAUUUAUUUAUUAAACGGAUAGGUGGCAUGAACACUAGGCAAUUUACAAUUUUGAAAAACAAUCAAAAGCAUACAAUAUAUAGUUGAAAGGAAGUCUGGAGUAGAACAAUUAAUUAAACAAGUAAAAGUGUCUGCCAGGGGACUGCCUGGAGAUAAAGCCAGGUUUUAAGGACUUGCCCAGGAAGAAAAGAAUUCUAGUGGUUUCAGAAAAGGACUUAGAGAUUGAAGCCUUCUUUUAAGGAACAUUUAUUAUCACAUGGGGGAGAGAUUUUUCACUAUAAAGCUCAGAAUUGUUUGCAUCAUCAGCAUCCUCAUCCAAAUCGGUACCACUAUAGACUCUAACUCAGGGAUGGACCAUGCUGGCUCAGGAAUUCUGGGAGUUGAAGUCCACGGUUCAUAAAGUUACUAUAGUUGUACCCCUGUUCUAACUUAUACUAUUCAUGGCCUAAUUCAGAAUUUGACAAGUUUCCUUUUUUUAAAUUUGAGGUAUAUAUUUAUAAUAAUAUGUUGAGAUGAAAUCAUUUUCAUAAGCCAUUGUCUAUGAAAAUCACUUGAUGUUUCAUUAUUGAUGAUUAAAUAUUGAUUAAAAUUUAAUCCAAAGUAAAUCAGUAUUAAUAUUUAAGUAAGCUGCUGUAUUAAGCAGGUUCUUUUGGCAAUUGUUGAUUUUAUACCUGGAAAGGGAUACAGAUGAACAAGGCCAGUAUUGUCAGGAUUUUGUAUGCAUUUUCCAUCGUUAAUUUAUUUUUAUGUUAAUUAUUUAUAGUGUAUUCCAAAUCAUUACAUUCAGAUUCUAGUAGAGUAUAGGACUUUCUUAGGAAGGGCACUGGAAAGCUGUUGGGUUGCACCUGCUUUUGUGAAGUAUUUUGCAGUUCAGUGCUUGCCUUUAUGAACUUUAUUCAUGAUUUACAGACAUUUGGCCUGUUUUGGCAUGAUUAGCUCCAUCAUGAUCCAAAAGUCUCAUAAAAUGCUAGGUUAUUACAUAGCAGGAACUGCUUUAACAAAACAAUUACUGAGGUCACAUAACAGUGUGGUAGAUUUGUUCACAACCUUGCUGCAAAUAUACCUGUCUUUCACAACAAAUAUAUUUUUUCUUGAUUUUUUUAAGAUUGUUUUUUGUUGUGUUGGUAAUAUGAUUUUUUUUGUUAGGAAUAGAUGGGAUUUCUUCUUUGUAUGGGGAUUUCUUUUAUUUAUUGUAAACUGCCCGGCUUGUCUGAAGCAGGUUACAUGCAGAUUUUUGUAUAAAUAAACAUGGUGGGCUAUAAAUUAUUCUGCACAAUUUCAUCUAAUGUAACACAUGGUCCAAACUCAACCCUUAAGUAUUCUCUACAUACUUCUCUACAGCAAACCAUUUCAGGGGAACACAAGUGUUGGACUCUGACCAUUGAGGAAGUAUGUAAAUACUGUCCUAUGUUUUAGAAUUUCAACCUCACUCAUUCACACAUUCAUGAGGCUAGACAUUAUUAGCCUUCUUCAGGUGGCCUUCCUGUCCAUUAAUCAAUUUAUUUCUCUGAAAUCUGUAGAAUACAAAAUUAUAUCUUUCUUAUACUAGGUGCUUCAUAAUUCCUGUUUUUCAUUUAUGCAAUUUCUGUUAUUUUACCUGAAGUGACUGUUAAUAGCAGUGUGUUUCUUUCCCUACUUAAAGUUCAGGUCUCUCCAAUAAUAAUUAUGCCAUGUAAAAUAGCCAAUUUUAUGUAACAGUUGGAUUUUUUGGUAAUUUUUUUCUUAUCUUUAUUAUUAUAAUACAUAUUUUUAAAUAUUGUAUGAUUCUCCCAGUGGUCAAGAAACAGCGAACUAAUCUUCAGAAAUAUUUGUGUUUAUUAAAGAGGAUAAAUAGAAAUUAAAAACAGCUUGUCUUUUUUUGAUUCCAAUUUUGCACUCUAAAUCACAGUUAGUACUGAUAUUUUGGUUUAUAUUAAUAAAAGUGACAGAAGUAUGGUUGCAAAUUAAUAAAAUAUUAGAAUAUUAUGUAUAUUUUCUUUAAAUAGUGUAUCUGUUAUCUCAUGUGAAAUCUGAAAGAACUUACUUUUGAUUUUGACUUUGAUUUUAAUUCCUAACAACUUCUUGUUUAGAAUGCCAGUUUUAUUAUUAUAUGUUUAUUGCAAUUCUUUUGAGUGUUGUAGAGUGAGAAUAUCUUAUUUUAUUUGUGCUCAUAACAUCUACAGUAUUUUCUGUCUUUCACAUUUAUUUCAUGCUUUGUUUUAAAUCCUGAAAAGUCUAGAUGUAAUUGUGCAAUCUGGAUGAACAGGAUAGAGUUAUUGUAUGCACAAUAAAAGUUUUUUUGACAUGUAGUA
Molecule: messenger RNA, 5015 nt
Organism: Crotalus tigris (Tiger rattlesnake)
Lineage: Eukaryota; Metazoa; Chordata; Lepidosauria; Squamata; Viperidae
Product: PI-PLC X domain-containing protein 2-like
Exons: 5
Coding region: 219-1151 (310 amino acids)
Biological process (GO): lipid metabolic process
Molecular function (GO): phosphoric diester hydrolase activity
Source: RefSeq, a predicted model, not a curated record